GGGUCGGCAGUUGGCACCGUGGGGACUUCGGCUAAGCUGCUGCGCGGGUACCUGGGCGGCGUUUCCCGGCGGAGUCCUUCGGCCUUCGUAGUUCUUUUACUUUGCGCCUGCGGGAGCCGUUGUCCUUGCACUUCUGAGUUUUCUUAUAUGUCUAUUUUCCUCAAGAUGAGUGUUAAUGUUACUUUCUUAAGACCUUUUACCCGGUUUUUGGUGCCAUUUACCGUUCAUACAGAGAGAAGGAAUUUAUAUUCAACAGUUCUGCAGAGAUACAUGUCUUCCAAAAUACCAACUUUGUCCUACCCUAAUAAGGAGAGUACAUCCCCUCCUGAUCAGCUAGAAUUGGAUGGGUGGAAAACUACAAUGAAAUCUAGUGUGCAAAAAGAUGUUUCAACAGUCUCAAGCAGCAAGGAUGAAGAUCCUCUAGCAGCCACCAGAGAGUUAAUUGAGAUGUGGAGAUUGCUUGGCAGAGAAGUACCAGAACAUAUCACUGAAGAAGAGCUCAAAACCCUUAUGGAAUGUGCUUCUAAGUCAUCAAAAAAAAAAUAUUUAAAAUAUUUAUAUAUUAGGGAAAAAAUGAAAAAAGCUAACCAAAUAAAAAAGGAAAUGAAAGCAGCUGCAAGGGAAGAAGUAAAAAAAGCCAAGCUGCUAGAAACCACUGAGGAAGAUAAACAGCGAAACUUUUUAUUUUUACGACUUUGGGAAAGGAAUAUGAACAUUGCAAUGGGCUGGAAGGGUAUCCAGGCCAUGCAGUUUGGGCAACCUUUGGUUUUUGACAUGGCUUAUGAUAAUUAUAUGAAACGACAAGAACUGCAGAAUACUGUUUCCCAACUUUUAGAAAGUGAAGGAUGGAACAGAAGAAAUGUUGAUCCUUUCCAUAUUUAUUUUUGCAAUCUUAAAGUAGAUGGUGUUUAUUACAGAGAGUUAGCUAAACGUUAUGGAGAAAAAUGGGACAAAUUGCUUAUAACAACAACAGAAAAGUCUCAUGUAGAUUUAUUUCCAAAGGACAGUAUUAUAUAUUUAACUGCAGAUUCUCCCAAUGUUAUGACUACUUUCAAGCAUGACAAAAUCUAUGUAGUUGGCUCUUUUGUUGAUAAGAAUAUGCAGCCAGGCACAUCCCUAGCCAAUGCAAAACGGCUGAAGCUGGCAACAGAAUGCCUUCCAUUAGAUAAAUAUUUACAAUGGGACGUUGGUAACAAAAAUCUCACCUUAGAUCAAAUGAUGCGUAUUUUGUUAUGUCUGAAAAACAAUGGUAGUUGGGAAGAGGCUCUAAAGUUUGUUCCCAGGAGGAAACAUACUGGUUUUCUGGAGAUUUCUCAGCACUCUCAAGAGUUUCUCCACAGAUUGAAGAUAGCAAAGACUUUUCCAAAAGGUCCUCUAAAUGUAUAUGGCUUGAAUGAGAAAAUUUGAUAGUUUACAAAGUAAAUGGAUUAGGAAUACUCGUACAGUU
Molecule: messenger RNA, 1447 nt
Organism: Cynocephalus volans (Philippine flying lemur)
Lineage: Eukaryota; Metazoa; Chordata; Mammalia; Dermoptera; Cynocephalidae
Gene: TRMT10C
Product: tRNA methyltransferase 10C, mitochondrial RNase P subunit
Exons: 2
Coding region: 148-1407 (419 amino acids)
Biological process (GO): mitochondrial tRNA 5'-end processing; positive regulation of mitochondrial translation
Cellular component (GO): nucleoplasm; mitochondrion; nucleus
Molecular function (GO): tRNA binding
Source: RefSeq, a predicted model, not a curated record